Mangifera indica (mango) is the source of this 3117-nucleotide messenger RNA. Its product is annotated as receptor kinase-like protein Xa21. Gene Ontology annotation, biological process: protein phosphorylation. NCBI's taxonomy places the organism in Eukaryota, Viridiplantae, Streptophyta, Magnoliopsida, Sapindales, Anacardiaceae. Gene Ontology annotation, molecular function: protein binding; ATP binding; protein kinase activity. The record is from RefSeq and is a predicted model, not a curated record.
AUGCAUGUUACAAGUUUAACAACAUCUAGACAACUGGCUGAAAACGAAACGGAUCUUGUUGCCUUGGAGAGCUUCAGGAAAAAUAUUAUCCAUGAUCCUCAAGGGAUCCUGAAUUCCUGGAAUGAUUCUUAUCAUUUCUGUGAGUGGCAGGGCAAUACAUGCGGCCGCAAACAUAGAAGAGUUACCGUGCUAGACCUAAAUUCAAGAGGUUUAAUUGGGUCUCUGACACCUUACAUCGGCAACCUCAGCUUCCUGAGGGAUAUUGAAAUGUAUAACAACAGCCUCCAAGGUGAAAUCCCUAAGGAGAUCGGCCACCUUCGAAGGUUAGAGAAUUUAUUUCUGCAAAAUAACUCACUGGUGGGUGAAAUUCCUGCUAACUUGUCCCGUUGCUCUAAAUUAACAUCAUUGCGUUUAGGUCAUAACAAUCUAGCAGGGAAAAUUCCAUCGGAGUUGGUCUCCUUGUACAAUCUCAAAGUAGUAACUCUACACAAGAACAAGUUGACAGGCGGCAUCCCAGCUUUUCUUGGGAACCUUUCCUCCCUGGAACUUAUAUCCAUGGCUGGCAAUGGAUUGGGUGGAGUUAUUCCAGAUACAAUGGGUCGACUUAAAAGCUUAACAAAGCUUGGACUCGGCGGAAACAACCUCCUCGGUACAGUCCCGCAUUCCUUGUACAAUCUCUCCUUCCUGGAAAUUUUUUCUGUGUCUGAGAAUCAACUUCAUGGAAGUUUACCAACAAAUUUAGGGCUUACUCUUCCCCAACUUCAAUAUUUUCAAAUCUCAGAAAACUUAUUUAGUGGAUCCAUACCAGUUUCUUUGUCCAAUGCUUCAAAACUUCAGUUCAUGCAACUGGCAGGUAACAAUUUGUCUGGAAAACUGCUAGUUGAUUUUGGACUCAUGAAAGAUCUUGGAUGCUUGAGUGUUUUCCGGAAUAAUUUAGGAAGCGGCGAAGGUGAUGAUAUGAGUUUUAUCGAUUCUUUGGUCAACUGCAGCAAUUUGUGGGGUUUGCUUUUAUCUGUAAACCAACUCAGAGGAGCAUUACCCAAUUCAUUAGCUAAUCUGUCUAAACUCGAAAUGCUAUACAUUGAGACCAAUCAAUUGUAUGGAAGCAUCCCUUCAGGGAUAGGAAAUCUUGUUAACUUAGAUAUAUUACAUAUGCACGGGAACCAAUUUACAGGUACACUUCCCAUAGAAAUGGGUAACCUUCUCAAAGUAAGGGAAACGACUCUUUUCAACAACCAACUUUCUGGAAAUAUUCCUUCCUCUCUGGGAAACUUGACACAGCUUAUUGAACUUGACAUAAGUAACAAGAAGUUAUCAGGAGUCAUUCCUUCUAGUCUAGAAAAUUUGAAAACCUUGAUAUUACUGGAACUUCAACAAAAUAACCUCAUUGGAGGCAUACCAAAAGAGAUUUUCGAUAUAACCUAUAUGUCAAUUUCGCUAAAUUUAGCCCAAAACCAUUUGGUAGGUGUCAUUCCUCCAAACAUUGGUAAUCUGAAAGUUUUAUCAGCGUUUGAUGUGUCACACAAUAACUUGUCUGGCGAAAUUCCAACUCAAAUCAGUCUUUGUUCUAGCCUUGAAUUCCUUAAAAUGGAGGGCAAUUUCUUUCAUGGAUCUAUUCCUCCAUCUUUGAGUUCUUUGAAAGGUGUUCGGUAUAUUGAUCUUUCUUGUAAUAAUCUGUCUGGGAAAAUUCCAAAAUUCUUGGAGGUUCUUUCUCUUGAGAAUCUAAAUCUAUCAUUUAACAAUUUUGAGGGGGAAGUACCAGCGAAGGGAGUUUUCUCCAAUGCAAGUGCGAUAUCCAUCUUUGGAAACAGUGAUAAACUUUGCGGGGGCAUAGCUGAACUUCAUCUACCCAGAUGCACCAAUGAUAUCUCCAAGAAAGAACGGAUCUCUCCUGUAUCCAAAGCACUGAUCUCAAUUGCAGCUGCCAUUUCAGGAUUAGUCAUGGUGUUGUUCUUAAUCUUUUGUUUAUGCAGGAAGGGAAGAGAAAAUCAACAAUCUGAAUCUGAACCCAGGUUGGAAAAAGCACUGUUGAAAGUGUCUUAUGAAAUGCUACAUAAUGCAACCAAUGGGUUUUCUUCCACAAACUUGAUUGGUGUGGGUAGUUUUGGCUCUGUGUUUAAGGGCAUCCUUGAUAAUGAAGACGACACUAUUGUUACAAUCAAAGUAUUAAAUCUUCAAAACCCAAGAGCUUCCAAAAGGUUCAUGUCAGAGUGUAAAGCCUUGAGAAACAUCCGUCACAGGAAUCUUGUAAAAGUCAUAACUUCUUGCUCAAGUAUUGUUUCGGGUAAUGACUUCAAAGCUCUUGUCUUUGGGUACAUGUCAAAUGGGAGUCUGGAGAAGUUGUUGCAUCCAGCUCUAGAAACGGAACAACAACAACCCGAAAUUCAGAAUCUCUCCCUUCUUCAGAGAAUAAACAUUGCAAUCGAUGUGGCCUCUGCAAUAGAUUACCUCCAUCAUCAUUCCCAUGAGCCAAUCAUCCAUUGUGAUCUAAAGCCGAGCAAUAUUCUUCUCGACGAUGACAUGACAGCUCAUGUUGGGGAUUUCGGGCUAGCAAGGUUUCUUACAAAAUUCUCAAGUCAUAAUCAAAGUAGCUCAGUCGGAGUAAGAGGAACAAUAGGCUAUGCAGCCCCAGCUAACCACAAGAUUUGUUAAUUUUAACAAAAGUGAAAGAUGAUACACUUUGAAAUAUAAUUCUUGUGAAUUGCAGAGUAUGGGCUUGGAAGUGAGGUGUUGACAAAUGGGGAUGUCUACAGUUAUGGGAUCUUGUUGUUAGAGAUGGUAACAAGGAAGAAACCCACCGACCUUAUGUUUGAAGGAGACUUCAACCUGCACAAUUUUGCCAGAAUGGCUUUGCCUGACCGGGUGAUGGAGAUUGUGGAUCCUAUUCUUCUAAAUGAUGAAGAGGGGGUAUCUAGUACCAACCAUAGGCGAAGGGAAACAAGCAACAACAUAAAAAAGGAAUGUCUGGUUUCUAUGGUGAGGAUUGGAGUGGCAUGUUCAAUGGAAUCACCGCAAGAUCGAAUAAAUAUAACAGGUGUUGUAAACGAACUAAAAUCAGCCAUGAACAACCUUCUCAAGUUCAACAGGCAACAAGGUAAAUAAGAGUGAAAACAGAUU